Messenger RNA from Lampris incognitus (smalleye Pacific opah), 378 nucleotides. RefSeq names its product neuropeptide B-like. The record is from RefSeq and is a predicted model, not a curated record. Gene Ontology annotation, molecular function: G protein-coupled receptor binding. The transcript has 2 exons. Bases 1 to 378 code for a protein of 125 amino acids. Gene Ontology annotation, biological process: feeding behavior; G protein-coupled receptor signaling pathway. NCBI's taxonomy places the organism in Eukaryota, Metazoa, Chordata, Actinopteri, Lampriformes, Lampridae.
AUGGACGCGUCCUUUAAACUGGCUUUCCUCCUCCCGGUGAUCUCCGUGCUGGUGUCCUGCGGUCCGGCGCAGGCGUGGUACAAGCAGGCGGGACGCGGCGGUUAUUACUCCGUGGGCAGAGCGUCCGGGCUGCUGUCCGGGAUCCAGAGGGCCCCUUACACCAGGAGAGCCCAACCGGAGCCGCCCGACAGCCGAGGAUCCGCUCCAGAUAACGUCGCCUCCAAGUUGAGAUUCCUGCUCAAGACCAUGCCUCUUUGCAUCAAAGACAUUACGCCGAACCUGCACAACUGUGAGCGGUUCCAGGACAGCGUGGGCUUAUUUCAGUGUGAAGCGGAGGUUUUCCUGACACUCGACCCAUCGGACUGCACUGACGACUGA